Castor canadensis (American beaver) is the source of this 1341-nucleotide messenger RNA. RefSeq names its product patr class I histocompatibility antigen, alpha chain E-like. Gene Ontology annotation, cellular component: external side of plasma membrane. Gene Ontology annotation, biological process: positive regulation of T cell mediated cytotoxicity; antigen processing and presentation of endogenous peptide antigen via MHC class Ib; antigen processing and presentation of endogenous peptide antigen via MHC class I via ER pathway, TAP-independent. Lineage: Eukaryota; Metazoa; Chordata; Mammalia; Rodentia; Castoridae. Gene Ontology annotation, molecular function: signaling receptor binding; peptide antigen binding. The record is from RefSeq and is a predicted model, not a curated record.
CCAUUUCCAGGUUGUCAAAUUCUCACCCACCCGCAUUCGAAUUCUCCCCAGACCCAGAAGAUGAAGCCUGUGGCGCCCCGAUCUUUCCUCCUGCUGCUGCUCUCCUGGUUCCAGCCUCUGAACAAGACCUGGGCUGGUUUUCAUUCUUUGAGGUAUUUUCACACCUCCGUGUCCCUGCCCGGCCGCGGGGAGCCCCGAUACAUAGCUGUCGGCUACGUGGACGACACGCAGUUCGUGCGCUUCGACAGCGACGCCGCGGACCCGAGGAUGGAGCCGCGGGUUCCGUGGAUGGAGUGGGUGGGACCGGAGUACUGGGAGCGGGAGACGCGGAACGCCAAGGAUACCGCACGGAGUUUCCGAGUGAAUUUGCGGACCCUGCUCGGCUACUACAACCACAGUGAGGACGGCUCUCACACCCUGCAGUGGAUGUAUGGCUGCGAAGUGGGGCCAAACAGGAGCCGCAUCCGCGGGUACGAGCAGUUCGCCUACGAAGGUUCUGAUUACAUCUCCCUGAACGAGGACCUGAGCUCCUGGACCGCGGCGGACACGGCCGCCCAGAUCUCCAAGCGCAAAUCUGAGCAGGCGUGUGAGGCGGAGCACCAGAGGGCCUACCUGGAGGGGGAAUGCGUGGAGUGGCUCUACAAGUACCUGAAGAACGGGAAAGAGACUCUGCUGCGCAUAGAUCCCCCAGAAACACAUAUCACCCACCACCCCAUCUCUGACCAUAAGGCCACCCUGAGGUGCUGGGCCCUGGGCUUCUACCCUUCGGAAAUCACCCUGACCUGGCAGCGGGAUGGGGAGGACCUGAGCCAGGACAUGGAGCUUGUGGAGACCAGGCCUGCAGGGGAUGGAACCUUCCAGAAGUGGGUAGCUGUGGUGGUGCUUUCUGGGGAGGAGCAGAGAUACACGUGCCAUGUGCAGCAUGAAGGGCUGCCUGAGCCCCUCACCCUGAGAUGGGAACCACCUCCUUUGCCUUCCAGUCUCCUUGUGGCAAUUAUCACUGGCCUGGUGGCUCUCCUUGGAAUUGUGGUGGCUGCUGUGAUAUGGAGAAGGAGUCAUGAAGGUAGAAAAAGAGGCAGCUGCAUUUAUACUGCAAGCAAGGACAGAACCCAUAGCUCUGAUGCAUUUCUUACAGCUUAAAAAGUGUGAGGCAGCCUCUUUGGGAGGACUGAGCCACAUAGGAUCUGUUCAGCUCUCUCCCCCCUCCCUCCAGUGACUUCAAGAAUUUUUAACAUAUCCUUUUCUAAAAUUCAAAUGGCCUGAAAACACAUGAAAAAAUGCUCACCAUCUCUAGCAAUAAAGGAAAUGCAAAUUAAAAUCAUGCUAAGAUUCCACCUCACC